Molecule: messenger RNA, 4507 nt
Organism: Corvus hawaiiensis (hawaiian crow)
Lineage: Eukaryota; Metazoa; Chordata; Aves; Passeriformes; Corvidae
Gene: GPR55
Product: G protein-coupled receptor 55
Exons: 3
Coding region: 676-1638 (320 amino acids)
Biological process (GO): phospholipase C-activating G protein-coupled receptor signaling pathway; positive regulation of Rho protein signal transduction
Cellular component (GO): membrane
Molecular function (GO): G protein-coupled receptor activity
Source: RefSeq, a predicted model, not a curated record
CUAUUUUUAUUACAAUCUUUCCUACAACUUCCCACUUUCCAGCUCCUCCCCAGAUCAAGGAAUAAUUGGAAAUUUGGAGGUAGCCACCACAAGCUCACAAAAGCUCUCAUCUGCAUCACAGCAGGUAAAGGCCACGCCGAACCCCCUGACUUCAGAGACGAAUUGCUCCCCACCCUAUUUUGACUACUGACUGAAAACAGUGGAGGAUUCAAAUCUUUACACUUUUUCCACCUUCACUUGCCUAUAUAAGUAAGUACAGAGUGUAUCUUGAGACAGGGAAAAAAAAAAAAAGUGAAAAAAAGAGAAGAAAAGAAGGAUGUGGUUGGUUAUGCCGCUUAGAACACUUGUAAGGCAUGGUCUGUAAGACAACAUUCUCAAGCUCUGUAGAACAACCUGGACUGAAGCAAUGCUGCUGAUCUGCUUGCUGGGGCUCAGGAGUUGUCUGAAACAAUCCUAAAGCCACAGGAGAUUCCUUCAAAAAACUUUUUGAGGACAGAGAAAUUUUCCUCAGAAGACUGGAAAAGAGCAAACGCGGUACCUCUCUUAAGAAGGUGGAAAGGAAGGAGUUGGGAAAACUAGAUCCCUAAUCCCAGCUUUAGUAUUUGAAAGAAACAUUGGAAUCACCCACCAAAGAAUCUGUUUGCAAGCACGCAGAACUCAACUCAGUGUGGAGAAAUGACCAACAACAGCGAGAAUUGCAAUUUUACAGCCAUCGACAGCUUGGCAAGGACCAUGCAGCUGGGGAUCUCCAUCCCCACCUUCAUCCUCGGGCUGGUUCUCAACACGGUGGCCCUGUUUGUGUUCUGCUGCUUUUGGAGGAAGCAGACCAAAACCUCUGUGUACAUGAUCAGCCUGGCGCUCGCAGAUGUCCUGCUGCUGCUCUCGCUGCCGCUGAAGCUGUACUCCUCUGCCACCACGGUGCCUGGGCUGCUGUGCUCCUUCAUACAGGCUCCUUAUUAUGUCAACACCUACACCAGCAUCUUCAUCAUUGUCUGCAUCACUGUCGACAGGUACAGGUGCAUAAAGCACCCCUUUGAAGGUCGAGCUAACCAGUCCCCCAGGUGUGCUGUCUUGAUUUGCUGCUUCAUCUGGGCAGUAGCUUGGAUCUGCAGCACCCCUAUAUAUGUGUUUCACAAGAAGGAUCUUAUUACAUGCUUUCACAACAUGUCAGACGAGACGUGGAGUGUCCCAUUAAUUGUUUCUGUGGAAAUAUUUGGAUUUCUGAUCCCACUCGCAGUGAUGGUUUUCUGCUCUGCUCAAACCAUCUGGAUUCUUCUGAAUCACAAAAGUCAAGUCAAAAAGAAGGUAGAAGAAAGUGGCUCCUUACGAGUAAUCGUCAUCAACCUUGUGGUGUUUUUGGUGUGCUUCACACCCGUCCACCUUGGGAUCUGCCUCCAGUGCCUGGUGAGGCAGCACGUGAUCGUGGACUGCAGUCUGAAACAGACCAUCAGCCUCUUCCUCCAGGUGUCGAUGACAUUUGCCAACCUGAACUGCUGCCUCGAUGCCAUCUUCUACUAUUUUGCUGCAAAGGAAUUCCGUAAGAAAACACACCUGAAAAGGGUUAUUGCAUCGUGUCCUGUGUUUAAGCCUUGUGCUAUGCAGCGGGACUGCCAGCAGUGGGAGAAUGCCCCUUGCUAGGACACUGACAUGGCAGGGAUGGUGCCAUAAGGAGAAGGACAAUGUUUUUCCAGUGAAUGCAAACCUGUUCCAUAUUUUUCUUCCCUUUAAAGAGGAGGGGGAAAAAAGUUAGAUUAAGGAACCAGCAUUAGCAAAGUGACAGACUCACACCAAAAGAAGCAUUAACCUUGAUGGUAUCUACAAAAUGUGAAAGGCUUGCCAGAGGAAAACUGACCAGAUCACAGGAAGGCCAUUUAACAUCAGCUUUUGUCAUAGCUGCACCAGUUUUCCUUUUACAUGCGUGAUCAGAAAUGUCACAGUUGAGACAGAUGUGACACUCACGAAUCACACACACCAACUCCAUUCAGAAGGCAAAAAGCUUAUCUUUAAUACCACUCAGCAUCUUGUAUAGUUUCUUAGCUGUUUACGUAGUUUUAAAGCACAAGCUUAAUUCAGCCAAUCAUCACACACCACUGGGUGAACACACAGUAAUCAUGCAGCAUGUUUUUCUACCUCUAAUUCAGCUAUGCCUCUUUCCCACAGUCCUUCUCUAGCAGAAUAGGCCUGAGCCAUGAUUUUCCAAAGGCAACAAGGCCUUCAUUUUAUAAGGUUUUACCUGUAUGCAACACAGAAAGGUGUUGCUAAGAGCAAAUACAGAAAUAACUAUUCAUAACCUUUCUAACUUAGAAGGUAUCUUGGCAGUUAAAAGGCAGUAUCCAGCCAAAAGUCUGACUCUGCAGAAGGUCACUGUUGGAGCUCCUCUGCUUUGGGCAGCUUGGCCGGCCUGGGACAGCACUGAAUCCUCCCUCCUGUAAGCAUUACAGACUGCUUGCUACGAGGGACAGCAGUUUUUGCUCCUUCAUGGAGGACAUGCUGCCCAGAAGAGAAAUCCAAGGGAGUGCCUUGGGUACCAGCAAUUCCUGAGCAAAAAACUUCCCUGAUUACCUUUGCUGAGGAAUCAUUGUGGUUUUCUCCUGCAAUUUUAAAACAGGCUUUGCCCAUGAAAAUCAAAAGAACCCAUUCAAAUACGAGAUUUAGAGAAAGACUGAAUGUAUUGAACUGUGUUUCUACAUCAGUGUAUUUCUAUCAAAGACAUAACAUAACACAUGUAUGAAAUCCUUGUGCAUGUCUUCUUGCUCUUUCUUGGAGCAGGGGAAUUAAGAAAGCAAGCCCUGCAUCACAGAAGAUUAGGGAGUGGCUGAUAUUCUCCUUUCUCCCAUCUGGAAGACUGGACCAGCUCUAUCCAGCUCAUUCCUUAGAGAAAUCCUUCUAGCCUGUACUGUACCUGUCUCAAAACAUCUCUGGGCUUGCCUGAACCCUUCAGGUCAGCACUUCUGGAUUGUCACCAUCCUAAUGCUAUUUCAAAGUUCGGCUGUGAAUCUAAUCUAAAGGUUUCUUUGUUGCAAUUUAAGCUAACAAUUUCUUGAACCCUUAUCUAGGAGUGGUUGGUGCUCAUAGCCAGAAACACAUUCACAGAAAGAAAUAAUUUUCUUUGCCAUUCUAAAACAGCUGUGAAAAUAGUGUAAGACUGCUGGUAGUCAAGUUUCUGGGGCAGGUAUUCCCUUUAUUCAAAAUGUGAAAAGAAAUUACCUUCUCUCGGUGGGAAAUUAGAAAGAAAGGGGUACCGUUUUGAAAAUACAAUUUGCUGUCCAUCGAUUUCCAUAGAAAUGAUUGACUGUGCAAGUAGGCAGCUGCACAUAUCUUAUAGUGGGCCUAAUACAUUAACAUUUUAAAACCUCUUAGUACUAAAACUAUGACCACAGCUAAGGCAAAGAAAGAUUUUUAUCAUCAUCUUCGCUGCUUUCUGUAAAGCAGCAAGAGGAAGAGUUUUCCAAAACAGUAGAUUUUCUAAACAUUAUUUGUUACUGCCUCAAUCAUUUAGAAACUUACAGAUUUUCAAUAUGGGUUAACCUUUCUUCUUUGCACCUUUCACAUUACUUUGCAUACAAAAUAUGCAUAUGAGAAAGAACGUUUUACCAAAUAAACUGUACAAGUGAAGUGUAUGAUUUGAAAGUACAUUUUAAUUUCCCAGUUUGACAGCAGUGUAUAAUUCUCUUCUACCUACACUAGCUGCCUAAAAAUUACUCAGCAGCAGCAACUGUGACCCAUCACACAAGGCUAGGAUUAUUAAUGAAGCAGUACCUUCGACUUUUAACUCAUUUAUCACUUGGAAAAGGUCAUAUUCUAAUAUUCAAGGGAAUAAGAGCAUGUACGCAGGAGGCAGAGAUGGAAAGUGUGUGGGGACUCCCAUCUGCAAGGGUUGGGGAAGAGUUCGAUUUGCCAGGAUCAGGGAGACAAAAUUCCUUCAUGUCAGUGCUCAGUCAGGGGUAGAGUCCCAGCACACUCAAGCAGGGAGAGACUUCACUUACAGAAAGAAAUUGAUGUCAUUGUCUCAAUGAAGGAAACAGAAGUCAGUCUAUGAAAAUCAGCCUCAAUAACGGGCAGUGGUGGGACCCACUGUGAGCUACUGGUCUCAAGGCUCAGUCUGCUCCUGUCGUACAUGGCUGCAAACCCAGACUACAAGAUCUGGAAGUUGAACUGGUCUGUUUUCUUCCCAUUUAUUGCCACCAGGGCCACUUCUUUUUUGGCCUAAAGUGUUUUUAUAUAUAACUCCAUUUGUCUAAAUUUUGCCUGUUAUAUAAGUAAGUGAGAGCAGCCUCUCUAAGCAUGCUUGUAAUUUGAGAAAUGAAAUGAAAUUAAAUGAAAAUGAAAUGAAGAGAAAGAAGGAAGAGAGCCCAGCUGUGUUGAUUUUACAGGCUGUUACAGUAGUCCAAUUUUUUAGCAUAAAAAAGCACAGGUCUUUUGAGCAAGGUGUUACUUUCAAUUCACUGCUUUUCAAUGUGAACUUGCAUUCAAAUAAUACACUUAAAGUCCUCUCUUUGACCUGCAG